AGAUUGCGCCGACUUUUCCAAUUGUUCCAUUUUCUCUCAUCCCAAAGUUAGAAAACCCAUUCCCUUUGAUAAUGGCAGAACCUUCAGCAAAGAUCCUUAGACGAACCCUAGAUGAAGCCCUAGAUGGAGAAGCUGAUAACAUUGAUAGACUCAGUGCACUUCCUGAAUCUGUUCUUCUGCACAUUCUUUCAGGCUUGGAACUCAAAGAAGCUGCAGCCACCUCAGUUUUAUCCACAACCUGGAGAGACCUUUUCUUACAACGUCCCAAUAUUGAGUUAGCUUUCGAUAUCUAUGGCAAUCCUUCUGACCGUUCUAGACUGUUUCACAUCUUCACACUCUUUGCUAAUAGAGUGCUUCGACAGAGAAACCCAGAAGCACCCAUUACAUCUCUCAAGGUAUCUGUGAAGGAUUUCACUAAAAGGAUGGAAGAGGAUUAUAGAUCAUUGUUGAUGUCCGCAGCUGCUGCAGUGUACACUUACAAGGUGCAGCAAUUUGAUGUUGAUCUUGGUACCUAUAAUUUAAGUACCGAGACAUCUUCAAUUGUUCUUCCACCUGCAAUGUUUACAUCAGAGACUCUAACCAGGUUGCUUCUUACCCUUUCUGUGGGGUGGGAUGUUCCAGAAAAUGUUUGGUUGCCCAAUCUACGGUAUGCUCACUUCAUUCCAUAUAGAUUGAUGCAUGAGGAUUCUAUUCAGAGGUUUCUCGACGGGUGCCCUAGCCUAGAAACUCUCAUGUUUUUGAUGAGGGUCACAACAGAGGAUGAGACUGAAGUCAAAACUCUUUGUAUAUCAAGUUCAUCUUUAAAACUCUUGAUGGUUGAUUGGGAUAUGAUAGAUGAAACUGAGAUGAAUAUUACUGUGAAGUCUGAAAGUCUUGAGAGGUUGACAUUAUAUCUUAAGGGAGGUCACAAUGUGAAUGUGGAUGCACCAAAUCUGAACUUCUUCUCCAUUAGCGGUCAGGUGCUUGAUUUGAACAUCAUUCAAGGUCUUCCUUCAAUUAAUGAGGCAGUUCUAGAUGUUGCAUAUACGUUUCAGGUGUCAGAUUUGAAUGAAUUCUUUACACGUUCCGAAAAAGUUUGUACCUUUUUUAGAGAGUUGCAAAACCUGACAUUACUCAGCAUAUCAGAACCCAUCAUGGAGGCUCUCUAUGAUUCUACAAUGGCGAUGCCCACUUUCAGAAACAUGUAUAAGAUAAAGCUUAUCCCUGAUUAUUCUGAUGAUUUCCCCCGUGAACGGAUGCAACAUGUGUUAUUCAACUUGCUUGAAAGUUGUCCUAAACUUCAAGUGCUUUCCUUUGAGAGGAUAAUGGUAUUCAGCAGCUACUUCAUUGAUGAUAUCGAUUUUGAAUCUGUUUUCCCUUUUAGAAUGCUUCAAAAUCUGAAGGAGUUAGAAAUUCUUGAUUUCAGAGAUCGAGAAAUGGAAUACAAGCUGAUUGAAUUUUUCAUAAACAACGGACGCUCUUUAGAGAUUGUUUCUCUGAAAAAACAUUUUGUAGAGACUGUUGCUCUGAGAAAAGAUAUUCCGAAGGCAAUUAUGAAAACUUGGACGCCAAGACAAAAAAAGAGACUUCUCUCCUUCCUGUCGUGCUCAGAAGACUGUAAGAUUAUAUUCAGAGAGAAGUCGGGUGCUAUACAAUCCCCAUGAUAGCCACGGCAACAAGUCUAUCUCUUAAAAAGUACGUUAUUUAGUCGAACACCACCACCUUCAUCUUCUUCGACCGGUGGGUUUUCGAUAUUGUCUUUUUCAUAUUUCAUAGCUCCUAUGUCCAACACAACUGUUCUGGUUUGUGGUGCCGUGUCUCUACUGUGUUCUUUCUAGACCCAACUUAGCUUUUGUUUCAUAGGGUUUGUAAGAUAACGGUUGAAAAAAAAAAUUAUAUUUUAUUGUUUAGACAGGUCAGUGAGCCAAUCUUAACCUAGUAGGUUGAGGCUAGGCUGUUGUAAAAUUUCUGGUUUAUUAUAAAAUGAAUCGAGUUAGAUCCA
Vigna unguiculata (cowpea) is the source of this 1981-nucleotide messenger RNA. Its product is annotated as putative F-box/FBD/LRR-repeat protein At5g22670. Gene Ontology annotation, molecular function: protein binding. The record is from RefSeq and is a predicted model, not a curated record. Lineage: Eukaryota; Viridiplantae; Streptophyta; Magnoliopsida; Fabales; Fabaceae.